AUGAUAUAUGAAAUAAGACAUGAGAGGAAAAAGAGUGAGAAUAGUAAUGCAAUAAAGUUAAAAUAGCGGUAGAGUGAGGAAGUUUAAGUGAUUAACUAAAUUAAUUAAUCUGAUAGAUUGAAUUCAAUCCAUUCUCAAUUGAAGCAAUCUAUAAAUAUCUCAGACAAGAGUAGUUAUCUGGGACUUGAAAAUCGAUUACUCCCAUAAGAUAGUAUAUCUGAUCAAGAACACUUAUAGAAAAGACACUCUUAAGAAGGAUUUCAAAAUAAAUUUGACAAUGAACAACCCAUUCCUCUGAUUUAAUUAAUUGAACAUGAUGCAAGAGAUCGUUGCAAAGUGGAUAUAGUGAAACAAAUGAAAUGUUAGGGUGAUCUGAGUGAAUUUUAAAGAAAAGCUGAAGUUGAACCAGAUUUUUUGGAUGUUGAUUAAGACAUUAUUCAUAAGCAUGUAAAACAUUCUCAAAGAAAUUACAGAACUGACCCAUAUUAUGUUAAGUUAGUUGAGCUACACGGAUACCAGAGAAUCAAACACGAACUGGAAGUAGUCCUCUUUAUUUACAUAUAUAUAGCAUUACCAUGAUCCUUACCCUUUGCUUCAAGUGAGAAAGAUAAUAGUGUACAUGUCUUUUUUGAUUCCGAUCUUGGCAAAGACUAUAGUAAACUCGAUUGGAUUUCAAAUUUUAAUGACUAUCCUUAUACUCUUUAAUAUUGUUCUGUACAUUAUUGUGAAGACUGAACACAGAGAAGACACAGAUCAGAUAGAAUAAAUAAUUACAAUCCUCUUUUUUACAGAAAUUGGAUUGAGAAUCAUCUCAUAAGGUUUCUUAUUAUCAAAGAAUGCUUAUUUCGUCAACUUUUCUAAUGUUUUUGAUUUUUCGAUUGUACUCUUAUCAGCACUUAAUUUAUAUCGUCCUGAUAUAGUGAUAAUAGAUUUAUCACCAUUGAGAAUAAUAACUCUGCUUCAGUAUCUUGGAGACAUAUUUGAUGGGUUGAGAGUUAUGCUUACUGCUUUAAGGUAAUCAAUCAAAUACAUUUUGGAGGCCUUGGCCAUUGUGGGACUAUUCUCCCUAUUCUUUGCCUUGGCUGGACUCUAUUUAUUUUAAGGAUUAUUCAAUUAUAGAUGCAUACCAAUAAAUCCAGAUGAAGAUGCAGGAGAUGUUUGGAUUUAAUGUAAUGUUGAUUAAUGUCCUGAUGAAAUGAUUUGCUCAUUUGUUGCUAAUACUGUGAAGGUUCCAACUUCAUUCAAUAACAUUAUUUAUUCAUAUGGAUAAAUUCUCAGAACCAUCACAAUGGAUGAUUGGAGUUGGGUGAUGUUUUUUACAAUUCGCAUAUUUAGUCCUUGGGUUUGGAUUUACUAUUUAUUAAUUAUUUUUGUGGGUGGCUUUUUUGGUUUCAAUUUGGUUAUUGCUGUACUUAAAACACAUUAUGCUGAAGCUGCUGAAGAGUUUUUCCAUGAAUAGGAGUAGUAAGAAAUCAAUAAACAGUUAUUAGAAUCACAAAACUGUAAUGAAAUAUAAAUCAGAGACACUUCUAAUAUUUUUGAUGUUGCUUUACUUAAAAACAUUGGAUUUCAUAAAACCUUUUAACAAUACUAUAAACUAUUAAACUCUUCUAAAAACAUAUCUUCAUAUAAAUUGGAGGAUUUCUAAUCAAAAAACUCUACUUAACCACGUCUAUUGUCUGCGAAGCAAAGAAAUGUUAAUGAUAACAAUGUAAUUUCUUGUUCUUUAUUACUUCUAGAUGAAUUUCAUCCAGUCACUUUUGUAGAGAUUGAGAGGACUGACAUUCAAACAUAUGCUUCUAACCAAGUUCUCUAAGCUUAGAAAAUAAUAAGAAUUGAUUAAUCUCAAAAACUACACUGAUGAUGAAGAUUAUCUCAAAAUCCUGGAAGAUUUAAUGAAAUUUGACUUUGCCUAACUUUCAAAAUAAUUAAAUCCAAAUCAACAUCAAAAAUAUACCAGUCUUGAAGAUGUUAUGCCUUCCUUUUUGUAUUAUUAUUCUUUUAUUUAGAAAUAUAUAAAAUGUGAAAAAGCACAUUGAUGAUAAAGUUAUCGAUUUCAGUAAAUACACAUUCUCAUUUUAAUAUGCAAUACCUUAAUCGAAUUCAUUGCAUGAUUAAAUAUUUAAAUCUAAUAAUAUAUCGAACAGUUUCAAAUAUCCUAUUAAAAAGUCAUUUCGAGCAUAAAGACACAUAAUAAAAGAAAAUUGUUCUUAAGACUCAGUCACAACAAGAAAACCAUGUAUAAGAACUGAAAAAAAAAAUUAUAAAGGUUUUACAAAACAUAUGGUUAAAUCUAAACAUAAUGUUUAAUUUGCUAUUAAAAAAGGUGAUGUUGUAACCUUUUUAUUUAUAUAAGGGUAUUAUUUAAAUUACGAAAAAAUUUUAUACAAAUUAAAAUAAAAAAUUGAAAAAGAGAAAAUUAAAUAAUAAUGUCUAGAAUAAGAAUAUAAAAAUAUUAGAAUUAAAGACAUUAAAAAUAAAAUAAUUUCUGAUCUAAAUUGGUCAGGAAAUGAUGUUAUUGAAUCCAAUUAUUUAAGUAUUAAUUUUAGAAGUACAUUGAUUGCUAUGAAUAAAGUUGAUCAUGUAAUUUGGGUUAGGGGAAUAAUUGGAAAAAUUUUAAUUCUUAGGAAGUAUUUAAGCAGGAUGGUUUCCAGUAAAAUAACUGAAAUUGCUUUAGAUUUAUUAAUUUUUAUCAACUUUACUUUUUUAUCACUUUAUGGAAUAGUUGAUGCUUCAAUAAUUUCCUAAGUUGAAGAUAUUACUACUAUUCUUUUAUCAAUUGAAACCUUCUUAAGAUAUUGUAGUUUUUCAUUUAAAGAAUUAUCUAAUAGUAAUGAGAGUAUCAUGUAAACUAUGAUAGUUGUACUGAAUUUCAUUGAAUUUACAAUGAGUGAUUAUAUGACUAAUCUAACUGAAUAAAACUUAAGAUUAAUAAGGGGAACUAAAUGCAUUUUAUUUUAUCGAUGUUUAAAAUACAAUAGCAUGGCAGUAACAAUAGGUCACAUAGCAUCUAAAACAUUUAAACAAUAUAUUUAUUUAACAUUUUUAAUGUUCAUUGUAAUAUUCUUAUACGCCUUGGUUGGUAUGGAAGUUUAUGCAGGUAGAUUUGAUUAAAAUGAUGUCUUAGGAUAACUACAUUCUUAUAAUAAUGUUUUAAAAUCAUUUAUGACAGUGUUCAAUAUAAUGACAAAUGAUGAUUGGUAUGGAGUAUUUGUUUUGGGAACAAGUAUAAAUGAAACUUUUGCAGUAGUUUAUUCAUAUUCUAUGGUAAUUGUCUUGAAUUAUUUAACAUAUGGUUUGGUAUUGGCUAUUCUUUUGGAUGGAUUUGGUAAAUAUUUGGAUCGUUAAAUCUUUUCUGAAAUGGAAGAGAAUGAAACUCCAAAAUUAAUUGUCUAAAAUACAGAAUAAUUAGAAACUUAACAUACUCAACAAUUUUCAGAAAUAAAUAAUAUGAGAUCAAUAUAAAAUGUUACAUUUCCAAAAACCAAUAGUAAAUAAAAGAUUGCAUUAAUUUAACAUUUAAUAAAUUCAAUUAGAUAGAUCUAUUAAAAAAUACAAGAUGAGAAUCCAGAACUCUACAAUGGAGUAAAUUGUGAAUAAUCCUUAUUUUGUUUUGAUAAAACAAAUCCUUUAAGAAAAUUAUGUAUGCUUGUUGCCAGAUCUAAAUUAUAUAUCUUAAUUAAUGAUUUAUCCCUUGUAUCUUCAAUUGUUAUUUUUAUCAUACAAACUUACAACGAUUAUGAAGAGGAUAAAGAAACCUAUCCAUAAGUAGCACAAUUUUACAUCAAUCUAAUUUUGGCUGUUGAUUAUGCUAUUAAUGUUAUUGCUAAAGGAUUGUUUAUAGAUAAUGGAGCUUAUUUUAAUUCAAUUUGGCAAAUUGUUGAUGUAAUCUAUAUAAUUGCCUUCUUCAUAUAAUAUGAAAAGGAUGAUUAUAUUAAACCUAUAUUUUAGAUCUUUUUAUAUGUGGGAUAUUUUAGACCUUUUAAUUUAUUAAAUAGAAUUACUAUCUUGAAUGUCUUAAGUUCUGCACUUUAUAAAUCAUUAGUUGAUAUAUUGAAUGUAUUAUUAACUCUGUUUUCAGUUUGGAUCAUCUUUGGAGUUUAUGGAAUAAUAUUAUAUGAGAGACAAUUUGGGUUUUGUGAAGACAAAAUGCAAUUCCGUGUUAGUUAUUAAGAAUGCAUAGAGUAAAAUAGAACUUGGGUAAAUUUCAAACACAAUUUUGAUAAUAUUACUAUGGCUAUUCCUACAUUAUUUACAGUUUCAACAUUUGAUGGAUGGGGAGAAAUGUUAUAGAUUGCUGAAAAUAGUGAUAGCUCUAAUGUUGGGCCAGUUCCAUUUAAUAGUUACAUUCAUACUUAUGUGUUUUUCAUUUCAUUUUGCUUUGUUGGUUCUAUGUUCUUUUUAAGUUUAUUUACAGGAGUACUCUUUUCGAAUUUAAAACUUAAUCAAAGAAAAAUUGAAAAAAAGGACUUCAAUCAAAAUUAAAAAGAAUUCAUUGAAAUAUCUGAUAUAAUUACUAAAGAUAUUCCAGUAUUCUCUACACCACCUGAUAAUGUCAUUCGUCGAUUUGCUUCUAUUAUUAUGAAUGAUAAUAUUAUGCAGACAAUCUUCUUUAUUAUUUUACUUCUUGAUUUGGUUAAUAACAUACUAUUUCAUUCAGAUAUGAGUACAAAACAUUUGAUUAUAAUCAAUUACAUUCAUCAUGGUUUUUCUAUUGUAAUAACCAUAUGGGGAUUAAUUCAAUAUCUGGCUUUAGGAUUGUUUAGAUUUUUUGAUAAUUAUUGGAGACAAUUCCUGUUUAUUUUGAUUAUAAUUGCAAUAGCAGAUCUAGUAGCUGAUUUUGAAUUUGCAUGGGUUGAAAUUUACUUCUAUUCCAGUCCUUUAACACCAUAUUAUAGACUAUAUCGAAUAUGCUUUAUGCUCAGAAGUUUUAGAUUAAUACUCAUCUUUUAAGGUUUGAUAAAUAUCUAAAGAUUGAUGAGAGUAAUGGUUUAUGCCUUACCAUUUUUAGCAAAAAUAUUUUUUAUUUUGAUUGACACAAUGCUUGUUUUUGCUUUAUUUGGAUGUCAAUUAUAUGGUUAAAUAGAUUCAGGAUAAGUUAUGGAUGAAUAAAUCAAUUUUCAUAACAUUGCAUAGGCUAUGCUUACUUUAUUUAAAUGUGCUUCAGGAGAUGAUUGGAGAACCAUUAUGACUGAUACUAUGCAUCAUAAUCCUAAUUGUACAAGUGAUUCCUUGUAUUGUGGAUCAACCUAUAGUCAAAUUUAUUUCUUUCUGUUUAUGUUACUAUCUAAUUAUGUGUUUCUAAAUUUAUUUGUACUAGGAUUAAUAGAAUAAUUUGAAUCCUUUUUUUAAGUAUAGAAUUCAAUUAUUUAAACAUAUGUUGAAAAUGAGGAUAGGAUUAAAACAAUUUGGUGUAAGUAUUCACCUGAAACACAAGGAAAAGCAAUGCACUACAAAUUCUUAUGUAGAUUUCUAAUGGAUUUAGGUGCACCUUUAGGGAGAGGGAAAGAAGAGAAUCUUUGGGAUGCUGCAAAAUAAGCUUCUGCUUUUAAAUUGAAAUGGUAUUUCUCAUCCAUAUUUUAGUGAUCAUCGAGGGUACAUUUAAUAUAAUUAAUUGAUUUAUGAAUUAUUUAGAACUUGUUUUCAAGAUAAUGUUUUUAAGACAGGAAGCAAAAAUGGAAUCAAAUAAAUCAAACAAUAUAACAAAGAAAUGCAAAUGAAAUUGAUGAAUUAUAGAAGAAAUCUUUUUAUCAAACGAGCUAAUAUUUGUUUGGUUGAUUUGAGAACAAACUUCAAUAUAUUACAUGAUUAUUUAAAUGUUCUAAUUGCAUUCAAGGCUUGGGAGUCUCAUUCAAAAAAAUUAAUUAGAAGAGUGAACUUUAAAAAUAGGGAAUAUACAGAAAAUAUGGACUCUUCAAAAGAUGAAUAGAAUAAUGAUGAGUAACCAAUUUUUCAUCUAAAUUAGGUUACAAUAGAGUGAGAAUUCUAUUUUAAAUGAUAUAAACCAGCUUAGAGGGUCUAUAUAGAUUAGCGACACAGAUAGAUUUUAACCUAUGAUUACUGAUGAAAAUUAAACAAAGCAUCUUCUUACUAGUUUGAGUUAAGAAUCUAUGUAGGCUCCUGAAUUACCAUGUUAUAAUCACUAAUUGCCAUAAUUUUCAAGGAAUCUAUUUAUAUACUAGCCAAAAAGAAGUUGA
Paramecium pentaurelia is the source of this 6197-nucleotide messenger RNA. NCBI's taxonomy places the organism in Eukaryota, Ciliophora, Oligohymenophorea, Peniculida, Parameciidae. The record is from the annotation of a GenBank genome assembly.